Messenger RNA from Lingula anatina, 1121 nucleotides. Its product is annotated as melatonin receptor type 1B-B-like. Gene Ontology annotation, cellular component: membrane. Gene Ontology annotation, molecular function: G protein-coupled receptor activity. Gene Ontology annotation, biological process: G protein-coupled receptor signaling pathway. The record is from RefSeq and is a predicted model, not a curated record. NCBI's taxonomy places the organism in Eukaryota, Metazoa, Brachiopoda, Lingulata, Lingulida, Lingulidae.
CAAGCAUCACCACAACCUACAUGAGCGACGAGCAGAACUCAACAAUGCUGCCAAUGGCCUCCCCGGCACCGGAAAAACGCCAGUUUGCAGAGCCUCUGAUUGUCACCGACCCGGUGAUUGGCACAAUAUAUGUGUCUCUCACCAGCGUUGCCUUGCUGAUGGGCGUGAUAGGCAACUGCGUGGUACUGUCCGUCUUCUGUUGCGGACGCAUGCCGGGUUUCAGUAAGGUUGGAAGCGAAUUUCUCAUCAACCUCGCCAUUGCUGACCUCUGCGUGAGCGGUGUGGCAGAUCCUCUUUGCAUCAUAGGAGCCAUCAAAGGAGAGGAGUUUUUCCAGGACAAGUGGUGGCUUUGUGAGGGAAUUGCAUCUAUGUGCUUGACGGCAUGCGUUUGUGCGUUCCUAAGUCUCAGCGGGGUGACCCUAAAUAGGUACAUUUACACUUGCCACAACCACAUCUAUGAUCGUAUUUACAACCGUCUCAGCAGCAUCUUGAUGUGUAUCUUCUUCUGGGUCUGCGCCUUCUUGCUGGAAAUGCCCAACUUCAUUGGCUGGGGCGACCACGGCUUUGAUGAGAAGAACCAUUCCUGCAUCUGGGACAGAACUGCCAGCUUCUCUUACACCUUCUUCGUGUCAGUUGCUCUGAUUGGUGGACCUCUGGUGUUCAUGGCCUAUUGCUACAUUCGUAUCUUUUGGAAGUUGUACCGCAGUCAGACCUCUCUGGCAAAGUUCAGCGCGAAUCCAGAUGCAGACCGUACCUUUUUCAAAACCGUCAGCAUGGCCCGCACCUUGGUUGUCAUCUUCUUCGCCUUCGUCAUUUGUUGGACCCCCUACGCAUUUGUCAUCGUUCUUGACGCCGACAACAGGUUCCCAUAUCAGAUUCACCUGUGGGUCACUCUCCUCGCUCACCUUCACUCCAGCGUCAACUGCACGGUAUACCUUGUCACCAACCGCGAGUUCCGUCGCCGUUGCAAGCAACUACUCAACCUUGCCCAGCCCUCAGAGACCUUCACUCCGUCAACGUCCAACCACGGCUAUCUGUCGAGCAAAUCUGAUAAAGACGUCCCUGUCGGCAAAGAAAUAAACAGUCUCACUAAUAUAGGGAAAUAUACUGUGAAGGCAUGA